GAGCCAUUGGAGAGGCUUUGGGGGUGGGGGUGGGUUCUCCCCAAUUCUGGGAGAAAAGCCGGGAGAGACUGGGGUGGCCAAGCCCCAGGAACCAGGCUCCAGACUCGGGGGAAGAAGGCAAGAGUGGAAGGGGAUCGCCUUGCUAAAGAUCACUAGGCUUCUCCUUGGGAGGAGCCGGGGAGGCACUGGGGAGGAGGCCGGAGCUGCAUGGAGUUUCUGGGGCUCACAACUCCAGCGGGGCCUCGGCCACUGGGCUCCCGGGUGCAGCGAGGAGGCAGCCGCGCACAUGGGCUGAGCCCGCGCGGCCAGCGGGCGCGGGAGGGGUAGAGGCGAGCUCGGUGCAGGGGGUGCGGGGCGCACGUUUUCCCAGACGGGAGGCGAGGACAAGGACAGGGGAGGAAGGAGCAGCCUGGAUCACCGCGGGCUCUGCAAAGAUCAGCAGAGAGACUCAAGGGAAAGGGAAAAUUAUUCGCGCGGGGUUCCCGGGCGCCACUGGGUUGGGCAAAGCGGCCUCGCAACCGGAGUGGGGGACGCCGUGGGAGCCGGCGACAGAGAGGAAGGAUGCCCGCGCGGGGACGCGUGUGAGCGCCAGGCUGAGCGCUCCGUUUCGCGUCGCCCCCUCCCUGCGGGCCUCGGAGGAGGAGGUGCCUGGGCAGCCGGGCAGCGGAGCCCCGGCUCCAAGAGAGGGAAAAGAUGCCGUUCCACCAUGUAACCGCUGGCUUGUUGUACAAGGGGAAUUACCUCAACCGAUCUCUGUCUGCAGGCAGUGACAGCGAACAGUUGGCUAAUAUCUCUGUGGAAGAACUGGAUGAAAUCCGAGAAGCCUUUCGUGUUCUGGACAGAGAUGGGAAUGGCUUCAUAUCCAAGCAGGAGCUGGGUAUGGCCAUGCGCUCUUUGGGGUACAUGCCGAGUGAGGUGGAGCUGGCUAUCAUCAUGCAGCGUCUGGACAUGGACGGAGAUGGGCAGGUGGAUUUUGAUGAAUUCAUGACAAUUCUUGGGCCCAAGCUAGUGUCAUCAGAAGGUCGUGAUGGUUUCCUUGGAAAUACGAUAGACAGCAUCUUCUGGCAGUUUGACAUGCAGAGAGUCACCCUGGAAGAGCUGAAACACAUCCUGUACCACGCCUUCCGGGAUCACCUAACGAUGAAGGACAUUGAGAACAUCAUCAUCAAUGAGGAGGAGAGUCUGAACGAGACCUCGGGGAACUGCCAGACGGAGUUUGAGGGAGUUCAUUCACAGAAACAGAAUCGGCAGACCUGUGUCCGCAAGAGCCUCAUAUGCGCCUUCGCCAUGGCCUUCAUCAUAAGCGUCAUGCUGAUCGCAGCCAACCAGAUCCUGCGGAGCGGCAUGGAGUAGCAGCCUCGCACCAGCCACACCGCGUUGCCAGCUCACCGCGCAUGUGCAUUCCCCGCGGGCAGACUCUGUUCCUCCACACGGGAGAUCUGGACCUAUGGAUGGAUGCAGGAGUUGGUACAGUUUAGUAAAGAACUCAAGUUUGCAUUGCAACCGGGGUCACGGAUCAACUCCAUCUCCUUGGCAGGGACACUAAAGGGCUGUCUUCAAUGCUUUCAUGGUUUUGUUUCCCAAUGCAAUAAAUACCCGGGAGUUCUCAAUUAUUGCUUCAAUCGCCAGUAGCAACUCCGAAGGAGGAAAAAAAACAAACUGUUUUCUUUUCGUCUUGGACUUCCAGUAGCCAUCCAGGUAUCGUGGUGGCAUCAGAGAGCAAGAAAGAAAAGACAGGUGUGAACAACACUCACCUCCCUCCAUGCCCGAUUCUUUCAACCUGGGGACCCACAGAGACUCCCUGCUGAGGCCGACCUCUGGGUUGCUAUAGAAAAGGGGAAUUUUCAUCUCACCCUGGCUUCCUUCCUCUACCCAGUGGAGACCCCUCCCCCCAAGGCAUGAGGGGGAAAGCCAUUAAGCAGGGCUCAGCUCCUUGCAGUCCCUGCUGUUCUUAUUGCCUUUUCUACAGGACUCCUGUGGGUAGAGCUGGGGCGCUCUCGGUUGGUUUCCAUGGCACGUGGCUUUCGGUUUCUGAAGUCCAUCCCGCACCAGCAUCUUGGAAUCUGCAGAGAGCCUGGCUCCCAGCUUUCUUGCCUGUACCACCGUUAGAGAAAACAAAAAUCAUAAUCUGGGUGUCUAUAGCCCAGAUGCACAGACAGACAAGAGACUUCUCCGCAUUUGAUGCUAUUCUUCCCUGAUCGUUAACUUUGGAUAGGAACUGGUCCUCUAGCUCACAUCCAUCCCUGCUUCUUGGGAGCAGAGGGUGAAGCCACUGGGGCAGGGGAAGGAUUGAGCCUGGUGGGCGAGGAUGCAACCGAAAUAAGAGAGCCCCUCCCAGUCGCCAUACUAGACAACAUCUGUGAGUUAGGGUUGGUGUGCCUCAUCUCGGACUUUAUUAGUGAGUCUUUCCUCGGCUAAGAGAAAGCGACUUAGAACCUGGAACAGAAAGGCUUUGGGAUCCAGUUGCUGUAUUUUGCUUAGUAGCUCAUGACAGAUUGUGCCAGUGACUCAUUCAAAAGGGAGAGAUGUUAAUGGGCGUGGCUGAUAGAACAGGGAGACUUAAGUCCUGAUCACAGGACUCUUCUGUUGGGGUGGAGAGCUCAAUGUCUGGGUCUGUCUUUAGUAGCAGGCCAAGGCUCUCAUUUCUUUGAGUUUCCCUAGAUUCACUAUGAACUCAAGCGCGAGUGGUCAGAUUGCCUGUCUUCUGUAGAUGUGCUAAUUCCCUUUGCAUUUUUUUCUGAGCCCAAGUCGUUAUUUUUGUAGUGGAAUUGUCCCGCUCCUUCUUCCUCAGAUCUCAGCCAGGAGCUCCCUGACUAUCCUCCAGCCACAUUGAGGCGCCAGCAGCUUUGCUCUCUGUCUCUCCAUGCAGCCGAGUAGGGUCUUUUUGGUGCGAUGCAUAUCCCCCCCCCCCCCCCCCCCGUUACUGCCGCCUUAGACUUGUAUCAUGCAAGGUCUCCUUAUAGGGUCUUCCUUUAGCUCACCUCUACAAGCACUCUGUGCGGUAGUGUGGAGGGCAGCUGCAGAUAUUUUAGCGUGUGAAUAUUCACCAAGAGCACAAGUCAAACUAGGUUUGAGCCAUAGCAUAGGGAAAAGAGAGCAAGUCGGAGGUCCCAAGAGCCCGAGGGGGCACAGAGUCACUUCAUCAAACUGCCUGGGGUCUGGCACAUCCAGGCAGCAGCCUGCUUCCUUUCUUAAGGUGCCCUCUGCAAACCCGCCCUCUCUGUUACUUCCCUAGGCUGAGUCACCAUGGUCCCCUUAGGACCAGACUCCUGAACUAGAGCAGGUAGACACACAGAAUAUUAAUACACUGCACAACUUCCCACCCCCCUUAGAUCCUUCCUGGGGCAGUUGCCCUCUCUCUGCCGAUGCGGGCAGGAAAGCAAGCCUAGCUGGCAGCAGCAUGCUUCCCUAUCACUUGCUGACGCUUGGACCUCCAAACUGCAUCCCCCUGGGAGCACAAACCAGGUGAAUGCUUCUGGAAGUGUAGGACUCUAAGGACCCGAAGGGGGCCGAUGCCGUGCCGCAGCCGAGCUGAGCUACCAAGGUGGAGCAUCAAGAUUUCUUCAAAUGUUGCUUUCCUGUACCACCUGUCCCAUACUGAAGGAGGCCGGUCCCCAAAGACGAAGAGUCUAGAUUCCUUCAGCAGAGAUGUGAUAAAAAGCCUGCUUCCUACAAGGGCAUGAGCGUCCCCUCCCUUAAAAAAAGAAAGAAAGGGAAAAGAACAGAAACCUCCUGCAUCCCUCCCAAUUGUGCAGAAGGGACAACAGGAAACAAACCAGCAGAUUCCCUCCGAUGGCCCAGAAGUUAGCCCCCGAGCAGUCUCCUCGUCUGAGGCACCCAGCAGCUGAAUGCAGCAGUGAAGGAAACCAGGUCUAGGGAUGUCCCUUAGACGCAAGGGGCUGAGAGUGUGCUUAGGUGGCCUGCCCUCUAGCUGGUUUGCUUGUAUUAUUUGUCUUUGAUGUAUUUAGGGUGUUGGGCUUCUUCCCAUACAGCCCCACUCCCAGCUCACACAAAUGCUAUCCUGAGGUUCAUGGCCAUCCAACAUCCUCAUGACAGUAACUGAGGAGGAGCUGGUUGGCUGAUGGUUCCAGAAAGUUCUGCCUCCCAUGCUCAAGGGAAGCCCUCCAUGUGCAGCUGACGUGCCCUCUGUAGGAGAGGCAGGGGCCUCAGUCUUUGCUGCCUUGUCAGUGACAGAGGCUGCCCAGCCAUGAGGUGACUCGGCGACCGGCUCAUUCUUGCUACCAGCCCAGCUCCACGCCCACAGCCCUCCACGAAUGACAGACACUAGGACAGCAUUUGACCUGGGACAGAAAGACAAGCUGACUCUGGACCCUGUAACCUUCAAACAAGCUGUCCCCUCACUGUCCCGGAUGUAGAUGGAAUCCCAGAUGGGACUCCACCAUGGAACUGUUACCAAUGGCUUCCAGAAUGUGUGCAAGUUCCAUGUGACCUCUAUAAGAGGUUGCCAUGGAAACAUUGCAUCCACCCUGAGUUUGCCAAGGUACAAACACAGGGAACACUUUCUUAAAGAGCACUCUAGGUCCUACCCGCCUGCACUAUGACCCCCAGAACCCAUCUCCUGCUGAGAUGGGGAAUUAACCUCUGAGAAUAUGCAUGGCUUCCUUGCCUUUUCCUAUUGUAUUUGAACUUGCUCUUCCCCCAACUCAGGAGAAAAGGAGUUAAGCCCUGUGUGGGUAGCCUCCUCACCUCUAUCCUUUAUCCCACUCCCCUGAACAAGACUCUCUACACAUGGGAGGAAUAAGACCACCCUAUCAUUUGGCAGGCAAAAACACACUUUAAGCUUGCCGUCUUUAAAGGCGUUUGCUUGUUUGUUGAGACUUUCCUUUCUGGGAGCUAGAAAUAGGAACUGAGGUGCACUUGCGGUUCUCAAGCGUUCUUGUGCAAGCUCAGUGAUUGCAGGAAGUUUUGGGUGACUUGGAUAUGCAGAGACCAGGACAUCUAGGCAUCUUCCAUACCUGCUCCUAUCUCAAAGUUUACAUGACAAGUGGUCUAGUAUCUGAAAGAAUGGGAUCAAAAACAGAAUGGCAGCCGGCGUUGAGGAGAGCAUCCCUCCUGCCCCCCAGCCAUUAGUCCCAGACCUCCCAGUCCCAGUCGAUGGACUCUCAGAAGUGAUUGGAAAACCUAGGAGCAGGGAGAGAAAUGCCUGGCUUUUAUUGCAGUCUCUUCCAAUGGGCUCAAGUCCAGACUCAGGUCAUAAAUUGAAGAGUGUUGUAUACGUUGAUUUUGGAUCUAAGACUGGUGGUGUCCACAGGAGCCUAUGAAAUCAUCAUCAGAAGAUGAAGAGGUGACUGGUACUUCCUGGGUUGGGUUGACUAGGCUGUGUCUGGUUGCCUGUUGUAUGUGGAACUGUUUCCUUGUAUGCCCUUGAUGAAAGUGCUAAGUUUUGUACCUCAAAGCAUAUUAGGUCAUGUCCCUACACUCUAUCACUAAAGGUCCACAACUACCCUAUCUACCCUGUUACCUAAGAUAUGCAGAGAGUCUGGAACCUUCUUGUGCAAAGGGUCCUUAUUUUUAUAUGAUUCUAUGAUAACGGUACUGAUGCGCUCCGAUGGAUCUUCUAGACUUUGACGCAUACUGUUUCUAUGACCUGGGAAGCAUCCAUCCCCCCAAACAACUUUAGACGAGUGUUGUUUUUUCCACUGGCCUCUUCCAGGAUGCCCUACUAGUCUGCGAGUCCAGAACUCACAACCGUAUUCCUUCCGUCCACAUUGAUUCCCUGGCUCCCCUCCUCCACGAGGAGAGAAUUCAUUCGAAAUAGAAGAGCUAUGCAGUCAUUAGAGUUUUUAACUUGAAUUAUUUAUAGUCAGGACAGAAUAGAGGAGAAGCUAGGCCACCUCAUCCAGUCCCUAUCCCCAUGAUCAUGUAAAUGUCACAAUUGCUUAGCUUCAUUCCACCCGCACUUUGACUAACACUCAGGGGACUAUUCUCAGCUAUGUGGCCUUGCCACAUGCAGUUUGGUUUGGAGGAAGGGGGCAGACAUACCAGCUAACUAAGCCUUCUCUUUGGAUCCUAUGCUCACUGCAAAUGCAUUACCGUCGUGUUAACGCCAAUGGUUUAUAUUUAAUAUUGGCUCUAAUUUAAAAAUACCACAAAGAAUGCUUGAUUCAGCCAGAUAUGGGAAAGCAUGCUUGUAAUUCCUGGAACUUGACAAACUGAGGAUGAAGGGUUGAAGUUUAACAUCUGCCUGGAUUGUAGAGCAAGUUCGAGGCCAGUCUGAGUUACAUAGUUAAGUUCUAGGCAAGCCUGGGCUACAUACAGAGAUCUGGUCUAGCAUGAGCUAACGGAAUGAGAUUCCUUCCCACUCAAAGGGGAAAGAAAAAUCAUUUUUCCCCCGAUGCACAAAACAGCCCCCUGUACCUCAACAUUACUUGCUCAGCACCUAUCUUGGCUAGUUUGUCUACUGAGGACACCCCAUGUUCUGGACAUAGGGUCAACCUUUUCCUCAGGUGGGAUGUCUUGGCUUCCAAACCAGUCCUUAUGAAACCAAGGGUAGUGGGCAUACCUAUAAUCCCAGAAGUUGGGAGGUGCAGGAACUCAGAAUAGGAGUUCAAGGUCGCCCUCUUCUACAGAACAAGUUGAACUGAGUUACAUGUGAGGACAUACACACACACACACACACACACACACACACACACACACACACACACACACGAUGAGGGGGGUAUCUAACUGAAAGGAGUCAGGGACUAGAAUUUUCCAGCUAAUUCAGAGAAUGCAGAUUUCACCGGGAUGUUUGCUCCAUCCUUGGACUUGACAGAGAUAGUUUUUAAAGGAUACAUACAUACAUACAUACAUACAUACAUGGCCUUGUAUAUCUGGCCUACUUUGAAAUGUCCAAGGGACUGCCUAUCAGCGUGUUCCCAGUUACAAGCUCUGUGGACGCCAAUAGGAAGCAAGUACUCACUCUGUGUGGAUGCUGACCCCUGCCCACCCCAGCAUGCCUUGCCUGACACUCUGAGACCUGUGAACGGGGGCCUGAAAACAGAAUAGAAAAACCAAAGGAGACAGCAUUAUCACUUGGGAAGAGCACCGGAAAUAGGAUCCUUGCUGCUAGGAGCCGGGGGAAAAGAUAUCUCCAGUAGAGAGGACUCAGAAGUCCUGUGUGUUGCAUCGUUCAUGGGUGGUAGCUUGUUUUGUGACAUGAGUCCCAAGAGGCAGCUGGGUGCUCCUUUUGGCGCCCUCUGGUUCCCAGUCAACAUGUCACAUGUCACACAGGUGAGAGACUUUUUUUUUUGUUCGUUGCCCAAAAGCUUGCUGAGUCAAGAUGAGCUUUUGUGUCUCCUUGGAAUGAAAAUAGAGCCUGAAAAAUGAAGAUUUGGUCCCCUGGAUAAAGGUCACAUGGCGUCUAAAUUCAUGAGUCUAUAGGUUGAUUCCCAAAAUAUGCUACUCCCCAAGUCUGCCUAAGAAUGCCUAACUGGAAACUCCCCAAAUAAAGGACUCACAUCCAGCCACGCUUUCCCCAUUAUUGCCGUCUUUCGCCCUGGCCACUGGACUCUGGAGCAGUUCAAGUGGAUGUGGUCCUGGCUUGGAAUCAUUCAUAAUUCCACAGAAGGCAGGAAGUCACCACCGCUAACGAGUGUCGGGUGGCGAGUCCGGGGUGCAGGACCAGCAGCAUUCUGAAGCUGGAGCGAGAGGAGCUGGACAAAGGUGCCUGCCACAGCAAUGCUCCAACCAUAGCAAGAGACACGGGUGAGGAAGAACAGCUCCCAGGUACCCAAGUCUUUGUCCCUUCUUCCUCAUGCCUACCCCAGAGCCUGUGUGAGCCAGGUAUAGUGGCAUACACCUGCAGUCCCAAAACACGAGAGGCAGAGGCAGGAAGAGUGUGGCAAGUUAGAGCAGCCUGGGCUACACAGUGAGUUCAAGGUCAGCCUGAGCUGCAGCGUGAGACCUCACAAAACAAUGGGAAUAAUAAACUCCUAGCUCCUGAUUCUUUUUUGUUUUUCCAAGACAGGGUUCCUCUAUGUAGCCCACAGCUGUCCUGAAACUCGCUCUGUAGACCAGGCUGGCCUUGAACUCACAGAGAUCUGCCUGCCUUUGCCUCCUGAGUGCUGGGAUUAAAGUUGUGUGUCACCACCCCCCCUGGCUAGUUCCUGAUUCUUGAAGCAGCCUGAGAUCUAGUCAGUGUUCACAGGCAACCCCAGUGUUCUUCCCUGAAAAGACUUGCUCUCAGCUCCCUGGUCCAAGUUCACAUAGAUCGGGGACUCUGAGGAAACCUUAGGGGGCUCUCCAGUGACUCCUCAGAGUGGGGAUUGAUUUCUCUUCCCAGAUUCUGAAUUCAGGAAGAAGCUAAUUGCCCAAGGACUAACCCCAGGUCAUAUUCAUGGAAGCCAUUCAAAAUCUGAAAGUCUGGUCCUGCCAAAUGUGGGAGAACUGUGGUCCUCCGGAGAGGGUGGGAACAGACCGUUAACCUAACCUGAUUCUCAAAGCACAGAUGUAAAUGGCUGGGAUUCGAACCCCUACAUGCUGGGUGUCUCAGAAGCACAGGUAAAGACUGUUCUAAACAGGAGCUUCUUGCCUCUCCUUCCAGAAUGUUCCAGUCAGGUGUCAAUCAUGCAUCUCAGUUUCCCAUGUUACCUCAUUUACAUUCUUUUGUUUUGUUUUGUUUCCUUCAUUUAGUGUGAGUUGGUGAUUUUCUGCUAUUAAGUGGUGAGACAGCAGGUUAGUGAAAUAAAAAAAUAUCUUUAUAUCAAAUGUAAAUAUUACUAUAAAUGAACUUGGCAUGCAACUUAAGUGAUCCAAUGAAGCGAUAUUAUUAACAUGUUAUCUUACUGUAUAAAGGGAAAAUGACUGCCAUAUAUGUGCCAGACGUUUUCUGUAACCAAACUUGUCUGUAAAUAUAUAAUCUUAUUUAAAAAGAGUCUAAUUUACCAUUAUUUAUGCAAUAGAAAAAAUAAAAGUUCUUUUUUUGUUUCCUUUUGA
Messenger RNA from Mesocricetus auratus (golden hamster), 8940 nucleotides. It is a transcript of the gene Caln1, whose product is annotated as calneuron 1. Bases 694 to 1353 code for a protein of 219 amino acids. Gene Ontology annotation, molecular function: calcium ion binding. The record is from RefSeq and is a predicted model, not a curated record. Lineage: Eukaryota; Metazoa; Chordata; Mammalia; Rodentia; Cricetidae. The transcript has 6 exons.